Molecule: messenger RNA, 1602 nt
Organism: Morus notabilis
Lineage: Eukaryota; Viridiplantae; Streptophyta; Magnoliopsida; Rosales; Moraceae
Product: probable pectate lyase 12
Exons: 5
Coding region: 130-1602 (490 amino acids)
Molecular function (GO): pectate lyase activity
Source: RefSeq, a predicted model, not a curated record
UCAUCUUUCAAGUACAAGAAUAGUAGAAACUUCUUCUGGUUAGUGAACUAAUAUAUCUCAAAAUAUCUAGAUAUUAGUUCACCACUCCAGCUUGUACUUAUAUUAUUAGUAUUACUUGGUUCAUCAAAAAUGCCUGGAAGAACCUGCAUUGUCUUAAUAAUUAUUGUAUUUAUAGUUCUUCUGAGCUCAUUUGGUGGCGCCACUUUCAACCUCACUCUAAUUCCUGGUCAGCAUCCCAACCCUGACGAGGUCGUUCUUGAAGUUCAUAGGAAAGUAAAUGCUUCCAUAGCAAGAAGGCAAAUGCUACAAACGUCUCAAGAUCAAGACCAAUCCUCAUGCCUGACCGGUAACCCGAUCGAUGACUGCUGGAAAUGCGACCCUGAGUGGCCCAACAACCGGCAGCGUCUUGCAGACUGCGCAAUUGGGUUUGGGCAGUAUGCUCUCGGCGGCAAGAAUGGCCAGUACUAUAUUGUCACCGACAGCUCCGACGACGACGCUGUAAACCCUAGGCCGGGGACUCUGCGGUAUGCAGUUAUCCAGCCGGAGCCGCUGUGGAUUGUUUUCCCGGAGAACAUGCUCAUAAGGCUCUCUCAAGAGCUCAUCUUCAACAGCUACAAGACCUUGGAUGGACGUGGAGCCAAUGUCCACAUUGUGGGUGGUGGUUGCGUCACAUUGCAGUAUAUAAGCAAUGUCAUUAUACACAAUAUACAUAUUCAUCAUUGCUAUUCCUCAGGUGAGGCUGAUGUGCGGUCGAGCCCCACACACUAUGGAUGGAGAACAAAAUCGGACGGUGACGGGAUCUCGAUUUUUGGCUCAAAAGACAUAUGGAUCGACCACUGCUCGUUGUCACGAUGCAAGGACGGGCUAAUUGACGCGGUGAUGGGUUCUACGGGGAUCACCAUAUCCAACAACUUCUUCUCCCACCACAACGAGGUGAUGUUGCUCGGCCACAGCGACGACUACACCCCCGACUCUGGCAUGCAGGUCACCAUUGCUUUCAACCACUUCGGGGAAAAGUUGGUGCAGCGCAUGCCCCGGUGCCGCCGAGGCUACAUUCAUGUCGUCAACAAUGACUUCACAAGGUGGGAGAUGUAUGCCAUUGGUGGUAGUGGUAACCCUACUAUCAAUAGUCAGGGCAAUCGCUACACCGCGCCUUCAGAUCGCAAUGCCAAAGAGGUGACUAAGCGAGUGGAGACGGGAGAAGGGGAUUGGAAAAACUGGAAUUGGAGAUCGGAGGGGGACAUAAUGGUAAAUGGAGCAUUUUUUGUGGCCUCUGGGGAGGGGGCAGAGUUCAGGUACGAGAAGGCCUAUAGUGUGGAGCCUAAGUCCGCUGUGCUCAUCGAUUUUCUCACCAUGCACGCGGGCCCACUUGGAGUUGGUAGCAGGGACAACAAUUUGGGGAUGUGGAGCACAGGACCAAAUGGUGGUACAGAUGGUUUGGGAUCAGGCCCAGAUUAUACGGAUGAUAUGUCUGGAAAAAGCAUUUCUAUGUCACCUUCAUCUACAUUUACUCUUUUGUCCUUAUCGUUAUCAUUUUCAUGCUUGUUAUUUUGGUAUGAUUUCCCUAACACCCAUCAAUUUAUCAUCAAAAAUAAGUUGUGA